GACAUGAACUAUACCAACUCCAUAUUAAUGUCAUUCACCCAGAUCCAGUCCUAGCUAGUUACUCCUUCACAGUCACAGUGAAAGUUGGGUGCACUGAGACGAGAAUCCUCGCUACUUUAUAAAGUUCUUCCCGAAGUUGAAGAAGCUAGCUACUUAGCUAGUACAAUCUGUAAAGCUUCUUAAUCUCUGAAACAAAGAGAGAUGGAGGAGGGUCUAAAGCUAGCAGUACUAGUGUGUUGGUCAGUUUUUCUGCUUGGUGUAUUGAGCUUGUUGAUGAGAUUUCUUAGACAGAUGUGGCUGAAGCCUGCAAGGAUACGAUCGGUGCUUUCGAAACAAGGCAUCCGAGGGCCACGGCCUUCUUUUCUGGUUGGGAACGUUCCGGAGAUGCAAAAGAUUCAAUCCAACAUUACCAGCAUGAUCACCCUGCAGAAACAACCAUCUGAUAUUGAUUGUCAACGAGUGCAGCACAAUUGGGAUUCCUCUGUGUUUCCCUACCUUCAGCAAUGGGCACGCGAGUAUGGUCCGGUAUUCUUGUACUCCACUGGAGCCAAACAACACUUGUAUGUGAGCGAUCCUAAGUUGUUAAGGGAGCUGAAGCUGCACAACUCCUUAAACUUGUGCAGACCAACAUAUCUGAGUAAGCCACUAAAGCCAUUGCUUGGUAACGGCCUUAUUGUAGCUAACGGACAUGAAUGGGCUUACCAAAGGAAACUUAUUGCUCCUGAAUUCUUCCUCGACAAAGUUAAGGGCAUGGUAGGUUUAAUGGAGGAAUCAACGAUGGCACUACUGGAGACAUGGGAGAGCCUAAUACUAGAAAGCGAGUCAGGCGUUGCUGAGAUAAGGAUGGAUCAGGAUUUGAAGACACUCUCGGCAGAUAUAAUAUCAAGAGCUUGUUUUGGCAGUUCAUAUUCCCAGGGCAACCAGAUUUUUGCAAAGAUUGCUUUCUUGCAAGACGCUUUGUCCAAACCUAAUAUGCUCUUUGGAUUUCUGAACUUCAGAUUCUUUCGCACUGAGACUGACAAGAAGAUAAGAAGCAUGAACAAAGAGGUGGAUGAUAUGUUACUCAAAUUAGUGAAUGAUCGUCGGGCUCAAAGCAAGUUGGGUGGUGUUGAGAAGAAAGAUCUAUUAGAAAUGAUACUUGAAAGUGCUGCUAGAGAUAAUAGUCAUAAUACUGACAUGCCUCAUUAUAGACAUAAAACAGACCGUUUUAUUCUGGACAAUUGUAGAAAUAUCUACUUUGCAGGUUCUGAGACCACUGCUCUUACAGUUUCAUGGACCUUGAUGCUUCUUUCGUUGCACCCGGAAUGGCAGGAACGUAUUCGCGCAGAGAUCGUUGAGGUUGGCGGAGAUCAUGAACUCUACCAUUGCUUGCAAGACAUGGAUAUAGUCCGCAAGUUCAAAACGCUGACGAUGGUGAUUCUAGAGAGCCUCCGUCUUUAUGGCCCAGGAGUCAUAGCAGCAAGAGAAGCUCUAACCAACAUGAAGUUGGGGGACCUUGAUGUCCCGGAAGGCAUCCACAUGUGGGUUUACCAUCCGGCAUUGCAUCGUGACACCGAAAAUUGGGGUGCGGAUGCUAAUGAGUUUAAGCCGGAGAGGUUUGCAAAUGGAGUGUCUGAAUCGUGCAAGUAUCCCCAAGCAUACAUGCCAUUUGGUUUUGGGACUCGAUUGUGCAUAGGUCAGACAUUUGCCAUGCUACAACUGAAGAUAGUACUCUCUCUGAUUUUAUCCAAGUUCUCAUUCUCCCUUUCUCCAAACUAUCGCCAUUCUCCUGUUUAUAAGAUGUUACUGUUGCCUGAGCAUGGGAUAAGACUCAUUGUGAGGCGUGUGUAG
Messenger RNA from Fragaria vesca subsp. vesca, 1830 nucleotides. Its product is annotated as cytochrome P450 734A1-like. The coding region runs from base 202 to 1830 and encodes 542 amino acids. Lineage: Eukaryota; Viridiplantae; Streptophyta; Magnoliopsida; Rosales; Rosaceae. The record is from RefSeq and is a predicted model, not a curated record. Gene Ontology annotation, molecular function: iron ion binding; monooxygenase activity; oxidoreductase activity, acting on paired donors, with incorporation or reduction of molecular oxygen. The transcript has 5 exons.